AUGUUUCAAGGCCCCGAGGAGCCGCUAUCUAACCUUGCCGAUCGACUGAAAGGGAAGCACUGGGAUUUCACUUCCAUCGGGUUCGGCGUCCGAGGCUUCGCGAAUGGAACAGCUACGACUCGAUUCGAAGACAUCUCAUACCUGUUCGGUGAGUUGGCACCUACGGCGCCAAGUGUAUACAAUUGGGGCCCUACGUCGUUUGCCGAAGCCGUCACUAGGCGUGUGAAACUCACCGAGGAUUGCACCGAUAAACCUGGAAAGCUGCUUGGAUACGAAGAGCUCUGCGAUCCAAGCAUCUGCGAGAAGACUACCAACAUCUUGGAUGGAGAUUUGGAUAAGCUCACGUUCGACGAGAACUAG
Molecule: messenger RNA, 360 nt
Organism: Didymosphaeria variabile
Lineage: Eukaryota; Fungi; Ascomycota; Dothideomycetes; Pleosporales; Didymosphaeriaceae
Exons: 3
Coding region: 1-360 (119 amino acids)
Source: RefSeq, a predicted model, not a curated record